Molecule: messenger RNA, 1617 nt
Organism: Chlamydomonas reinhardtii
Lineage: Eukaryota; Viridiplantae; Chlorophyta; Chlorophyceae; Chlamydomonadales; Chlamydomonadaceae
Exons: 2
Coding region: 114-677 (187 amino acids)
Source: RefSeq, a predicted model, not a curated record
GCUUGCCCAACAAACUUGACGCACAACUGUGGAUGGUGCCUAACCUUCUUAUCGCACUUCGUCCUUGCUGCCAUCGUCGUCAUCGCCAGUAUCAGCCUCAGCCACGUCACGCCAUGGCAGCAGCGGCCUCCUGGCUGCUGCUGGCAGCACUGCUUGCCACCCUCACUGCCAGCACAGGAGUGGCGAAUGCCCAGCAGCAGACCACGGUGCCACCCAGUGGUGGCAGACCACCUCCAGCUCCAGUAGUAACCAAUGUUACGGCAAACCCAUACACUCCUCCUACAAACAACAACAACAACGUUGUCGGCGGCGACCAACUGCUGUUGCAGGAAGAUGAAGAUGCCAGAAAUGCUACAAUCCAGCUUCUGGAAGCGGCACGGAACAUCACUGCUGCAUGGGCGGCACACAAGGCCCGUUACAACGAGUCCUAUGACAGCCCCGAGCUGGACGCACAGCACCUCCAGCGCUUCAACGAGUCCGUGCAGCGCGCUCUGGCACUGAAUCAGGGUCGCACCAGACUGAGCGCGUUCUACAGCUUGGAAGCAAUGGGCGAGGUUGCGGAUGACAGUCCCGCCGAGCUUGUCGCGGACCGGUUCGGCAUCGAUCCAGAGCUUGCGGCCGGCCUGGCCAGACUGGUCAACAAAGCACUCAAGGUGCGUAUGCAAGAAACUUAUUAGCUGGAGGUACUGACUUGCAAUUUAUAUAUUAGGUCAGCAGCAGCGUGCGUGCAGUUGGUGCUGACAUGUAUGGGCUUGCAUUACUCAUUCAUGCAACACACCAGGGGCGCGUGGGGGCUCACUCAUUGUGGGGGCUCAUUGAUUCCUUGAGUGAGUAGCUGUUACAUCGUGCUGGUGUAGUUCCUGGUGUGUCAUAUAGUAGGUUCUAAAGCCAAUGAGCUAGUCAUUAUAUGUGCUUACCGGCAGGGGUGGGAAGGAUAGGGCACAACGCUUGCUGACUACUACUACUUGCAUGCACACACAUGCAAUUGAGCAGAUGGCCAUUACGCAAGAAUUGUGUACAUUAUGUGUAUAUUAUGUCGAUGCCCAUACACAUGUGCUCCCGCUGCUGUGAACAUGCUACUCCCAGGCUGCUGGCAACAGCAGUACCCAGGCUGGGAUCAUCAACGGAACGAAUGGAAGUACAAGGCGGCGCAGGAUGCAGGCUUCGGACAUCAACGCUUGCCGUGCCAUCCACAAUCAUGUUACUGAGAAUGUUCAUAGCAGCUCGCAAAAGAUAGUAGACUGGCGAUAUGCGGCAUGUAAUGCCGAACACCUGAAUGCAGUCUCCACCGCAAAAGACCAGUCAAAACCAAGAAGUUGUGGAGCCUGCUGGGCCUUUGCAGCCGUCGCGGCUCUGGAAUCAUAUGCGGCCAUAGAAGCGCAUUACAAUUUGACUCUGGUAUGUAUGCUAGGGUCAUGCAUGGCUAGAUCAUUGAAGGGCUUACUUCAGCAAGCCAGCAGGGAUGUCUGUGUUUCCAUAUGCAUGUUUGUAUGAUCAGCAGUCACACUCUGGGAAAACAAAGUUACCGGACAAUCCAAAACCUACCGGACAAGUCACCAGACUUACCGGACAAGUGCCGUACCCUACCGGACAAUGCCUGAAAUCUACCGGACAAUA